Molecule: messenger RNA, 306 nt
Organism: Opisthocomus hoazin
Lineage: Eukaryota; Metazoa; Chordata; Aves; Opisthocomiformes; Opisthocomidae
Source: RefSeq, a predicted model, not a curated record
AUGGCGUGUCCCACUGCCUUUGAGCGACUGGUUUCUGUGAUACAUCAGCUUCUCACUCCCACAGCAAAUGGUUCUGAAUUGCUGUCGACAGUACACGAAGCAGAGUUUGCAGGUGCAAAGGUGCUUCCUGAUGGAGUAAACAUUUCCAAAGAAGCUCGGAGUGCCAUAUCUCGAGCAGCAAGUGUGUUUGUGCUCUAUGCAACAUCAUGUGCAAAUAACUUUGCCAUGAAGGGGAAGAGGAAAACACUGAAUGCUAGCAAUGUUCUUUCUGCCAUGGAGGAAAUGGAGAGAUUUUUCUGUCCAUGA